Messenger RNA from Helianthus annuus (common sunflower), 2139 nucleotides. RefSeq lists its product as uncharacterized. Gene Ontology annotation, cellular component: UTP-C complex; small-subunit processome; CURI complex. The record is from RefSeq and is a predicted model, not a curated record. The transcript is spliced from 9 exons. Gene Ontology annotation, biological process: rRNA processing; tRNA export from nucleus. NCBI's taxonomy places the organism in Eukaryota, Viridiplantae, Streptophyta, Magnoliopsida, Asterales, Asteraceae. The coding region runs from base 787 to 1881 and encodes 364 amino acids.
AUUUAGUUUUCAAGGAACCAAUUGAAGUUCUUCUGAGGGAAAAUGCAAUACUGAAACGUGCUGUAGCCAUUCAACAUGAAUGACAAAAGGAGUAUGAUGAGAGGAACGUAGAGGUGCAGCAGUUGAAACAGUUAUUAUCUCAAUAUCAAGAGCAGGUGAGGACACUUGAGGUGAAUAACUAUGCGUUAACAAUGCAUUUAAAGCAAGCUCAGGGAAGCAACUCCAUCCCUGGACGAUUCCAUCCUGAUAUCUUCUAAUAAAGAGGUGAAGUUUGAGUUCAUUAUUGGUCUAAUUUUUUUUUUUGGUCCCAAGAGAUCUACAUUUGCCAGAUUAAUGGCAAGUAGAUUAUAUGUUUUAAACGUCAAUUAAUGGUUGGUUAAUUUAAUGUGUAAGACCUCAGUUUAAUAUUUGCAAUAUUUGGUUCGCCAAACUUGGGCUUGCUUGCUUGCUUUUUCGCUUCGUAUUAAGCAUCUGCAAAUGCAAAACUUGGAUGUGUAUAUUCAUGAGAAACUCGAUAUUGAAAGAAGGAAAAACGGAUAAAUUUUUUGGGUUCUGCGAAUUCAUUGGAGAAGUCCAGAGGUUCUUCGGUAGAAAAUUGAAAUCCCUAAUUGUGAUCCUAACCAAUGACGGAUGUAGCAAAGGAGUUAACCGCCGGAACAAUAGGAGGGGCGACACAGUUGAUAGUUGGACACCCUUUUGAUACCAUCAAGGUCAAACUUCAAAGUCAACCCGUCCCUCCACCCUUUUGGCAACGGGAUUUUCAUCAAGCCUCAGGGAGGAAGUGAUAUGUCUAAGGAGGAAAGAAAGAAAUAUGUAAAGUAUUUUCCUGUGGUUUUAUGUGAUCUAUCAGCUCAUUUGAAUUUAGCGUACCGCAUGACAAUUGGUGGUUUGAAUGAGCUUCAAGCAGAGGCUGCAUUGGCGCUUAGGUGUAUCGAUAAAUGUAAAGAGGGAGGUUUUGUUGAGCUAUUUAUGGCCAAGGUUGACUUUCCUGCUAAAUUUGACUAUUGUAUGAGAUUAAACUUGAAGGGGAAGACUGAAGUUUCUGCACAAGGGUUCUGUUUGGAUAAUGAAUGCUGGAGACUAUGCGAGGACAAGCCACAGUCAAGCAUCCUCCCUUUCAUUAUGCAACCUGUGGCUGAAUAUCGGAAGACACCUGCCAACAUGAAGAAAACCACUGCUAUUGCUAACUGUUCAGAAGGUUUGUCGACUCUUGAAGAAAUAUUACACCAUGGUCGAGAAAAUAAGAAACACACGAAUGCUGAGUUCAAUUGUCGUGUGGCCAUUAAAGGCGUACGUAAUAGCGAAGAGUGGUUCAGACUUAUGUGUGGCGGAGGAAAAUGCAUGAAAGGUGUAUCGCGUGAACACGGGGAGCUGUGGUGUGCUGGUUGUGAAAACCCAGUUAUGUUUCCACAAGCAAGGUUCCAUCUUGAACUUGAGGUGCUCGAUUCCACGGCAAAUGCGGUCAUCAUGUGCUUUGAUGACACUGCACAAAUUCUAACAAACACCACUGCUGAGUCUAUACUCAAUGCGGAAUCGGGUCUCUCGCAUAUCUACACCGCUCCAGUCAUGAUACAGAACUCUGACGGUAGCAUCUCAACGCUCCCACACUGCUUACACUCACUUGUGGGCACCACCCGAACCAUCCAAGUUGAUACAUCCACAUACUACCAUCAUGGGGCCUUUGAGAGCUUCAACUGCAAGCGUGUGCUCCCGGACGAAACCAAUUGUGAAUCCGUUGGAUCUACCACUCCUACUCCCAUGACUAGGAAGGGUAAAGGGGUGAUGACAAUACCGACACCGGUAAAGCUCAAAGAAACAAUCAGAAAGUACAUCCCUACUUAUGAAGGUUCUGAUUCGGAUGAUUCUGUGGGUAACUACUGAGGGGAAUGUGGACUACAUGGCCAUGCAUUAGCGGCAAAAGAUUUCGUGAAUUAUUGAAUAAAACAGGAAGCUUUGUGAACUCCUUUAAGUUUUUUCCCUGUAAUGCAUGUUUUUAGACUUGGCAUACAUGUUUGUUCUUAAACAAAUUCCGCAAACAAAGUUCCUGUGCUAUGCACGCCUUACAUUUUGUGUGGCCGGCUUAUGGUACAAGCUCUUAUCACGUUUUGUAUGGCUUCUCUUACAUUGUCUUUUGGCUAA